Molecule: messenger RNA, 695 nt
Organism: Myzus persicae (green peach aphid)
Lineage: Eukaryota; Metazoa; Arthropoda; Insecta; Hemiptera; Aphididae
Exons: 4
Source: RefSeq, a predicted model, not a curated record
GGUAAAUACGAAUUACGAAUUGUUAUACGUCCGAUUGAUGUGUAUUGUGUUUUGUACUUUCGUAACGAAAGUUUCGAAAGUAAAUUUGUUGAAAGGUGCAGGUACCUAUAAAACUGAAAAUGGAAAAUAGUGUGUCUGAUGUUAAGAAGAGACAGCGGGGUAAAAAUUUUACGGAACGCGAAAAAGAAUUUUUGAUUGAUCUCAUUUUGCCAUAUAAAUCAGUUAUUGAAAAUGUUAAAACUGAUGCUGUGUGGAACAAUAAAAAAAAUGAGGCAUGGUCAGAAAUUGUUGAUGAAUACAAUGCAAUUCAGACGUCUGGUAUUAGAAAUAUAGGCCAAAUAAAACAUAUGUAUGAUACUAAAAAAAGGGAAGCCAGAAAAGAAAAAAGUCAGUACAAGGUGCAGCAUUACAAAACUGGAGGUGGUACAAAUCAGUCCACAUUAUCAAAUGUUACACAAAAAGUAAUAGGUCUACUCGGUGACAGGAUGGAUCCACUUUUUAAUAAUGUUGAUUGUGAUGCUAACUAUAAUGCUAGUCAUGAUAUAAGUGGUGACCAGAUAAUUGUAGAAGAAAUUUCGGGGAAUGAAUUUAGUCUUCUUUGUUCAGGUAGGUAUAUAAUUAAUAAAAUAAAUCUAAUGUUAUCAUUAAACAGAUAUCCAGCAUGUUACAUGUACAUCAGUAUAGUUUAUUCUCCA